AUGCCCAGCCGGCGUCCCUCAGGGAUCUGCUAUCUCGCCGACCGUAUUCAACAUACGGAGGAAAAUGUUUCUGAACAGGCAUGUGUCAACACAAUCAAAUAUGCGGACGAUUGCACCAUGGAUACGUCCAUAAGAUUAGGAGAAUCUAGCGAUUUGCAAAGCGCUCUGGACUCAGUACAAAGUUGGGCUGUGGAAAAUAAAAUGGAACUGAAUGCCAAAAAAACAAAAGAUAUGUGGAUUAACUUCACCGAAGCACCGCCCCUUCUACCACUGCAUAUAGGAGGUGCUAUCAUAGAAAGAGUCGAUAAUUUUAAACUCUUGGGAACCUGGUUUCAAAAGGACCUGAAAUGGAAUAAACAUGUCGAGGAGACCACCCGCAAAGCAGCUAAAACCCUGUACUGCCUACGAGAAUGUAGAAGAGCGAAUCUACCAGUCGAAGUGGGUCUCACCACUUAUUUAACUAAAAUCAGGCCUAUCCUUGAAUAUUGUUCUCCAGUGUGGGCUGGUCUGCCACGAUAUCUAAAGGACGAAUUGGAACGUGUGCAAAGGAGGAGUAUAUUUAAAUACGCACCUUUCUCAGGCACUGAACGACACAGAAAUAGUUUUGUCCCACGAGCAAUGAGACAGAG
Molecule: messenger RNA, 629 nt
Organism: Paramuricea clavata
Lineage: Eukaryota; Metazoa; Cnidaria; Anthozoa; Malacalcyonacea; Plexauridae
Source: the annotation of a GenBank genome assembly